CCCUCCGCCGCCGCCGCCGCCGCCAGCAGCAGCAGCAGCAGCAGCAGCAGCAGCAGCCGCUCUCGGACGGCGUCGAGGCGGCGACCAUGAACGCUCGCGCGUGUCCCCGCGGGCCGGCGCUCCGCUCCCGGUCGGCGGCGGUGGCCGCCGCGCUGGCCGUGCUGCUCGUCCAGACUCUGCUGGUGUGGAACUUCAGCAGCCUGGACGGGUCGUCUGGCGAGAAGCGAGCCGACGGGCAGCCGCCCAGGAGCGGCUUACGAAGGAGGAGCGAGCCGCCGCUGGAGCUCGGAAACGCGGCCGGGAGACACAAGCUCCGAGCCGACCUUCACCGCUCCCACCGACCCAAAGAGAAGCGACGUCCUUCCCCCGACAGCAACAACAACGAGAACUCAGUCCCUAAAGACUUUGACAACGUGGACAGCGGCCACCCGAGAGGGCUGGCGCAGCGCCAGCGGGGGGCGCCGCCGCUCGUCGGCGCCAACCGCACACCGGACAAAGCCCAAAGCAUCCUGGGAAAAUCAGCCAACCGAGUCGUCAAGCUCCCUGAAGCGGGACGGAGCAGCCGUAACGGAACCCGCGUCCCAGAACGGUCGAAAAAGACGGCGACCUCCCCGUCGCCUGCGUUGCCGACGUCGCUGGCGUCGCCGUCCGAGUGCGAGAUCGGCGGCAAGGAGGUCAUCUCAGCGCUGUCCCGGGCCAAAAGUCGAGAGUGUCGUCAGCGAAUGGCCGACGUCUACUGCCGACACAAGAAGGACCUGCUCAUGCCGCACAAACUUCCUCGAUACUGCCCCCUGCAGGGUAAAGUGAGCGUGAACGUCCAAUGGGACGAGGAGCACGCAUCCGACUCCGCCCCCGUGUCACCGGUGCGGGUGGCCUUUGUGCUGGUGGUGCAUGGGCGUGCCUCGCGCCAGUUCCAGCGGCUCUUCAAGGCCAUCUACCACACGGCGCACUUCUACUACAUCCACGUCGACCAGAGGUCCAACUUCCUGCACCGCGAGGUGACGCUGCUGGCCCGCCAGUACGCCAAUGUGCGCGUGACGCCGUGGAGGAUGGCGACCAUCUGGGGCGGCGCCAGCCUGCUGAGCAUGUACUUGCGCGCCAUGGAGGACCUCCUCAACAUGGCCGACUGGUCGUGGGACUUCUUCGUCAACCUCAGCGCCGCCGACUACCCCAUCCGGACCGAUGAUCAGCUGGUCGCGUUCUUGUCCAAACAUCGCCACCUCAACUUCAUCAAGUCCCACGGCCGCGACAACGCCCGUUUCAUCCGCAAGCAGGGUCUGGACCGUCUCUUCCUAGAGUGCGACACGCACAUGUGGCGCCUGGGGGACCGCAAGAUCCCGGAAGGCAUCGCGGUGGACGGUGGUUCCGAUUGGUUCCUGCUCAACCGGGCCUUCGUGGAAUACGUGGUGCGAUCCGUGGACGAGCUGGUUGCCGGCUUGAAGCAAUUCUACGCCUUCACGCUGCUUCCUGCUGAGUCGUUCUUCCACACAGUGCUGGAGAACAGCGCCCUCUGCGGGAGCAUGGUGGACAACAACCUGAGGCUGACCAACUGGAACCGCAAGCUGGGCUGCAAAUGUCAGUACAAGCACAUCGUGGAUUGGUGCGGAUGCUCGCCCAACGACUUCAAGCCCGCCGACUUGCCGCGCUUCCAGCAAGCGUCGCGGCCCACCUUCUUCGCCAGGAAGUUCGAGGCCAGCGUGAGCCAGGAAGUCAUCAACCGGCUGGACGCGCAGUUGUUCGGGGCGGCGGCGCCGGGCCUGCCGGGCCUCAGCGCGUACUGGGAGAACGUCUACGAGCGGGAGACGGACGGCGCGGGCGGCCUGACGGACGCCGCGCUCAGCCACUACCACGCCUUCGCUCGCUUCGGCCUGGAGCGCGCCGCUGCCGCGCUGCGGGGGCGCCCCGGGGACAACGGCUGCAGGUACGAGGCGGCUGGUCACCCUCUGUCUGUGCACAUGUACUUCCUGUCAGACCAGUUCCAGGGUUACUUGGUGCGCCACACGGCACUGAACCAAGCCUCCAACCAGUUGGAGACUCUGGAGACCUGGGUGACCCCCCGGGACCACUUUACCCUGGCCAGCCCCCCGCACCCCAACAAUAGGCUGCUGCACAUACAGGUGGGAGUGGCGUGGGACGCCAAGGAGCGCGUGUUCAGCGUGCGCGGGGGCCCGCUGGGUCCCGAGGACGAGCCGGCGGCUGCGCAGCGGUGGAGCCGUGGGGGUCCGGCGGCGGGCAACCUGACGGCCACGGUGGUGUGGAUCGACCCCACCAACGUGAUCGCCGCCACCUACGACAUCCACGUGGACGCCGCCGCCGACGUCACCCACUACCGGCCCCCGCUGACCGGCCCCCUGCGGCCCGGCGUCUGGACCCUGAGGGUCCUCAACCGGUGGAGUCUGCUGGGACAGACCAGCUUCGCCGUGGCCCCGCUGCUGUUCCGCCGACAGCAGCCCAUCACGCAAGAGGAGGCAUCGCGUGUCCACGGAGGUCCGGCCCGGAACUCGUACAUGGAGCAGAGCUUCCACGGGCUGAACCCGGUCCUGCGCCUGCCGGUCAGCUUGGGGGCGGUGGAGGAGGCGGAGGCCAACGCCGGCCUGACGGGGGCGCCUCUGCGUCUGUGGCUGGACCGCGUGCUGGCCGGCUUCUGGGCGGCGGCGGACGUCUGCGCCGUCGGCCCCGCCGUCUGUCCUGUGCUGCCGCGCUGCCGCCGGACCGCCUGGAGCUCGUACAGCCCGGACCCCAAGUCCCAAAUCGGACCCGCCCGACCCGACGGACGCAUCAGGUAGCCAAAGGGGAACUUUCAAGUAUUCCAUUUUAUGGCCAUGGACGACACUCGUUUUAUUUUUCAAGUCUGUGCGCCUUCAGUAUGCCUCCUCGUUGUGGCCUCCUUUCGAACAAGACCGAGUUCUUUUCGUCCGGCCCGCCGAGCGUCUACAUUAGUAAGACUCCGAUAAUAUUUUUUAUUUCAUUAUUUUUUUGUUUUUAAGGUCACCCCCAGCAAAACUGAUUAGUUUUUUUAUUUAGCGCAUUAAAUAUAGUUUUUGUUUAAUAUAAUAAUGUUAUUAUACAAUUUAAUUCCCCAAAAGUUAAUUGUAUUUAUUCUUUUAAUUACACUUUUAUCACAUUAAAUAAGUUAUCAUAUAUAAUGAAUUCCUAAAAUUUUGUUCAUUCAGUGGAUUUAUUCAUUUAUUUCUGUAUCCCAUUAAAUAGUUGGUUGAUUUGAAUAUAUAUGUUGUUUAUUUAACAACUUGGUGUUUAUUAAUAAUGAUAUUAUUUAAUAAUAAAUAAUUUCUAAUACAAUCUAUUCUAAAUAAUAGAAUAUAAAAUGAAAAUGAUAUAAGAUCUCAUUAUUACAAUUUUACAUUUUUUUUUUUCAACUCAAAAAUGAAAGCGCAGCACGGUUAGCACAUCUGCCUCACAGUUGUGAGGCCCGGGGUUCAAUCCCCGGCCCCGCCUGUGUGGCGUUUGCAUGUUCUCCCCGCGCCCGCGUGGCUUUUCACCGGGCACUCCGCUUUCCUCCCACAUCCCCAAAACAUGCGUGCUCGGUUGAUUGACAACUCUAAAUUGCCCGUAGGUGUGACUGUGAGUGCGAAUGGUAGUUUGUUUGUAUGCGCCCUGCGAUUGGCUGGCGACACAGCGGCACAGAAAACGGAUGGAUGGAUAAAAAUGAAAGCACGAGUUUUCCCGAGGCCAAUCAGGACGCUAGCGGAAUGUCGUCAGAGUGAAACGGUGUUUCGAAGCGGAUUCCGCUGACUUCCUCCUAUUGUUUCGCAGGCGGGGACGCCACGCUGUUAUUGUUAUUGUACAUUGUGUAUUAUAUAUUACGCGGAACCAACUUGCAGUGUUGGGCCCCCAAGGAGCAGCCGGUGCCCAGGUUGACCCUCGACACAAAUACAACAAAUAUUUAUUAAUUUUGUAUCGGUUUCCGUGGGAAUUUAUUGACCAAGUAUUUAUUUGUUACGGUGAUGAUGUUACCAUGGCAACAGACGAGCACAACUUCAAAGACGUGCCUCAAAAGAGACCCUCGUGAGACGGGCGGCUCGUUCAUAUAAAUGUAUUAUUUAUAUUAUUAUUAUUUAAAAAACAAUGUUGUGAAUUAAAGGUGAACACUGUGAGAUUUCAAGCUGCCUCACAUUUGUACGUUCUUAUUUAAGCGGAGAAUUUAAUAUAAAUUGUUGAUUUAAAUGUUGCAUAUUUGUAAUGUUUUCAAACAUGAACUUUUUCUUUCCUCGCUGCUCUUUGUUGACACUUGUAAUUUUGUGCCUUUUGUGUUCCACACGGAAAACGUCACAUGGGCGCCUUCGAACGACAACUUUGGGAACAAUAAAUCAUUUCAGAAAAAGAUCA
Phyllopteryx taeniolatus (common seadragon) is the source of this 4347-nucleotide messenger RNA. RefSeq names its product xylosyltransferase 1-like. Gene Ontology annotation, molecular function: protein xylosyltransferase activity. The record is from RefSeq and is a predicted model, not a curated record. Gene Ontology annotation, biological process: chondroitin sulfate proteoglycan biosynthetic process; heparan sulfate proteoglycan biosynthetic process. The transcript has 11 exons. Lineage: Eukaryota; Metazoa; Chordata; Actinopteri; Syngnathiformes; Syngnathidae. The coding region runs from base 87 to 2786 and encodes 899 amino acids. Gene Ontology annotation, cellular component: membrane.